CGCCGUGCGGCUGCCCCUCCAACUUGCGCAAUCGCAGCUGCAGCUUUCCAGCUUCUACAAAGCACUUGCACAACCCAAGCGAUUGCAGUUCAGCACACGCAUCCAUGAUGCCGCAAGAACUCCUUAUCGACGUCCGCUCGCCCCUCGAAUUCUCCACAGGUCCCCUCGUCUCCGACAUCGCACCCACCGUCAAUAUCGAAUACACAUCCAUCGAUUCGCUGGCCGAUAUCUAUGCGCUGCAAAAUAUCGCCGUCAGCAAGGAUGACCAUAUCACACUAUAUUGUCGCUCUGGUAGAAGGAGCGAUAUCGCGAAGACGAGGCUCGAGCAGUUAGGGUAUAAGCGUGUGAGGGAUAUUGGCGGGUUCGAGGACGCGCGGAGGACGCUGGACAGGGAGACUGUUGCGAGGCAAUUGGACGGGAUGACGGGAGAUGAUGAUACGGGAGCCCAGGACGCUGGUACUGGCGCUGCCGCGAGCAAGAAUGAUGGCAGAGAAGAGGUCAGGCAGAAGAGUUUGGAUGCGCUCCUGGCUGGGCUGAAGGAGUGUGGUGAGUUAGAGAGGGCUAGUGGAGCUUAGAGCACAGGGUUUGAGAAGGCUGUCAACAUGAUGGCUUGGAUCGAAGGUCAAUUGACAGAAUAAGAAGGGAAUAUGAAAGCGCAAGUGGAGGCUCUCGAUAUGGAAGAGGGU
This is a messenger RNA of Didymella exigua CBS 183.55, 686 nucleotides long. RefSeq lists its product as uncharacterized. The record is from RefSeq and is a predicted model, not a curated record. The coding region runs from base 105 to 575 and encodes 156 amino acids. The transcript has a single exon. NCBI's taxonomy places the organism in Eukaryota, Fungi, Ascomycota, Dothideomycetes, Pleosporales, Didymellaceae.